Messenger RNA from Mizuhopecten yessoensis (Yesso scallop), 5898 nucleotides. RefSeq names its product axoneme-associated protein mst101(2)-like. The transcript has 6 exons. The record is from RefSeq and is a predicted model, not a curated record. Bases 134 to 3007 code for a protein of 957 amino acids. Gene Ontology annotation, biological process: regulation of DNA-templated transcription; nucleosome assembly. Gene Ontology annotation, molecular function: histone binding; DNA binding. Gene Ontology annotation, cellular component: nucleolus. Lineage: Eukaryota; Metazoa; Mollusca; Bivalvia; Pectinida; Pectinidae.
GCCAAACAGGAAGUUGUCAUCGAAGGAAAUCAGAAAGAGAGAAGGAACAGCGAGGGACCUAGAUAAAAGUAUUCUUCGUGGUGUCCUUUUGGCAUUUGGCGAUAUAGGAUUGUUUCACAUAUUUGUUCAUAAUAUGGACUUUACUAAAUUAUUGUCCAUAGCAGCCCAAAAACAGCAAAAUGCCGAAAAACAGCUUCCAGUCUCAAAGAAGUAUACUACAGAGCUAUCUGCACCACAGAAAAGGAAAAAGGAAGAGAAGGAUAAAUCUGAAGUUUUAAAGAAAAUGUUGGAGGAAAAAGAAGCAGAGAAAAGAAGAAGAGAAAGGGAGAAACGGAAACGUAAGGAAGCAGAAAUGAAAAAGCGAGAAGAAAAAGAGAGAGCAGAAAGAAAACAACAAGAGGAAGAAGAAAAAAGUAAACGAUUCAGGAUACCCAAGAAACCUAGGCCAUCAGAGUCCAGUACACUUGACCCAAGUGGCAGUUCUGAAAUACAAAAUAGACCCGACAGUAAAUCCAGCGAAAAAACAUCUUCAGGAGCUUCUAAGGACAAGUCGCACAGUGACAGGAAAGGCCACCAUAAAGCUGAAAGUAGCAAUUCAGCUGAGAAGGUGGUAAGUUCAAAAGACAAACACCAUACAGAAUCAAAUUCUACAGACAAGUCUAUAAAAGUGUUAAGUUCAAAAGAGAGGCCCAACAACACAUCUAGUCAUAAGGACAAUCCAUACAAAGAGUCAAGUUCAAAGAACAGUUCAUCUACUUCUAAAGAUAAACUACAAAAAGACACUGGUGCAAAAGAGAGUUUUAAAGAUAAGUCUAGUUUGAAAGAAAGUUCAAGAGACAAAUCUAAUUCAAAAGACAGUUCAAGGGACAAAUCCAGUUCAACGGAGAAUUCUAGAGAUAAGCCUAGUUCAAAAGACAGUUCUAGAGAUAAAUCUAGUUCAAAAGAAAGUUCUAGAGAUAAAUCAACUUCAAAAGAAAUUUCUAGAGAUAAAUCUACUUCAAAAGACAGUUCUAGAGACAAAUCAACUUCAAAAGAAAGUUCAAGAGACAAAUCUAGUUCAAAAGACAGUUCUAGAGAUAAAUCUAGUUCAAAAGACAGUUCUAGAGAUAAAUCUAGUUCAAAAGACAGUUCCAGUGAAAAGUCUACUUCAAAAGACAAGUCUAGAAAUAACACUCAAAGGGAGUCAAACUCCAAAGACAAAACUUCUAAGGAAAAAUCUGUGAGUGAGAAGUCACCAGGAAAUGAAGAGAGUGUGGCCGGGUCUGAACACGUAAUGAUGUUUAGUAAUCGUGAACACGAGACCAGUCGAUGGACCAGUAAACUUACGUCUGAGGAACAGCUUCGCAUCAGAGUUGAAUUUGAACGUAAAAAAGCUCGGUUGAAGGAGUCAUUGCAUAAAUCAAAAGAUGAAAGAAUAUGCAUUUCAGAAGUAAAACAGUCGGUGUUUUCAAAAAAGCCUCCCAAUGAGGCCAAGAAACGAAACAGGGAAGAAUCUGAAGAUGCAAGGAGACAAAGAAAAAUUGACGAACGACAGAAGAAAAUUGAUGAACGCAGACUGAAGAAUGAACAAGAGAUAGAACGAAUAAUGCAAGCUGAAAAUAAAGAUAAUAAAUCUGAGCACAAAACUUUGAAACAUUCCACAGACAAAGGAGGUAAAUCUAAUGGGACAAAAUUGGCAAAGCAUAAACACCGACCAAUAAAUCUCAACAAAAAUAAGCCACCUCCAAAAAUGAAUUUCCAGGAUAUUCUCAAACUUGCUCAAGAAAAAGCUCAAGAUCCUGUGGUGGCCCCUGUCCAAAAGAAAACUGAACCUGUUAAAGAAAAUCGUCCUAUGACGCAGGAAGAAAAAGAGAGAAAGGAACGUAAAACUACCAAGGAAUACAAGGACUGGUAUAAAUUUGGGAACAACAAGACGACAGCAAGUGUUCCUGAACAAAAGAGAACUGACUCGUACCAUCCCUCUAAAAGUGAGCAAACUGAAAGAAAAGUGGACUCUCAAAAGGGUAAUACUUCCUCAAAGUGUGAUCGACUGGACAGGAAAAUGGAUUCGAAAAGGCGUAGUGAUUCUUCUAAGAGUGAUAGAAAUGAACCAUCCUUUAAGAAACCCGCUCUGGCAGGGACAUCAGAGCGGAAACUUACAAUAAAUAAAACCCUGACUAAUGACAGAAUCAAACAAAAUGGUCAUUUACAAAAAGCUUCAACAUCAAUCAAUAGUUCAACUCUAACAAAAAAGAAAGGUUCUGUGGAAAAUUCCAAAAAGAGGCAAUCAUUUGACAUGUUUACAAAAAAGGAUGCUCUGGACUUUUCUAAAAAGCGACAUUCUUUGGAUUCAUUGAAAUCAUCAUCAUCUUCUCAGGUAAAGUCGAAUCAGGUAUCUGGUGCUAAAUCUAAUAAGCUCAACACAAGUGACUCCCGGAGCAUCAAACAGAACUCCAAUUCAGGUGAUGGCUCCAAAAAGAGAAAAUUGGAAGUGCCAUCUAGCUCUGCGAGAAAUUUACACAGUGAAAAUAAAAAAGCCAAAACCAGUGACAAACGCUACGACAUUACCAAUGAGAAUGUGCUUAUAUGUGGGCCAUCAAAUAGUAAACCUAAGGUAAAACAGGAAAUAUCGUCGUCAUCUGCUAACCCUUGGGAUAGGAUCUAUGGUCAAAUGAAGAAAGACAAUCCAAAACCAGUUAAGAAGAAGAAACAAGUAAUAGAAGAUGACUCGGACGAUCUGGAUGAGGAUUUAGAUGGAUUCAUAGAUGAUGAGGAUGACGUCAUUGAUGAUGAAAUGGACAUGGACUAUUCGAAACACAUCAAGGAGAUCUUUGGCUAUGACAAGUCCAAAUAUCGCUAUGAGAGUGACUAUGAGAUCAGUAACAUGGAGUCAAAUUUCAGAGAACAAAUGAAGGAAGAAGCCAGAAGUGCCAGACUUGGUUUACAAGAAGAUUUAGAGGACAUACGCAAGGAAGAAGAGGAACUCAAGCGAAAAGCACUCGCCAAAAAGAAAACUGGAAGAAAGUAGUGACCAUUCAACAGAGGGCAUUUAUAAACACUGUUGUUUAUGUUAUUACAUAUUUAUUUUGAAAAUUUAAGUUUUGUUAACAAAAUAUUAGUUACUUACUGUUCAAUACCUGCUACAUGUGGAAGAAUUCAGUAACGUGUCCAGGUUGUAAUCUUGUGUUGACCAAAAUACUGCUAAUGGAAGUGAUGAGUUAAAACUAUGAGUUUAUUCAGAUCAUUUCCUGUAAAAAUGGUGUUGAUGUUUUUCUGACAAGGAGAAAGCAAAGUAUUUUAUAAGUCAGAAUUCAGAACUUAACUCUAAUAGCUAAUAACUAUGACAGUCAAUACUAUGAAUGUAAAAUAUAUUCCAUUAUUUUAGAGAUUUAACAACUAUAACAAUCAGCAUUUAUUUAUUGAAAAUUUUGAUACAUUCCAUCCUAAGAUAUUCAUGACAGUUCAUUAUUUUUUAAACAACGAGUAAAAACAUACAAGUGGAGAAGGCUGAGUUCCCGUAGAGGAAUGGACUGGCUGUGAUAUCUUAUGUUAACCCUUUCACCCCUAUGUAACUUUAUUAAACUCUGCCAUGCAUUGAUCUAGGUGUGUCCAUUAAUGUCCACAGUGGUGAAAGGGUUAACCUGAGUCAUUUAAACUCCUCAGCAUUGAAUUAAAUUAUUUCAAUAGUGUAAAGAUCUAGUCUUAUCAUGUAAGAAAUCACUCACCAGUUGAUGACUGUUUAAAUAAUACUGACAUAUUUACUCAAACACUAUAACUAUUUCAACCAGUUUACUAUUGUUUGUUAGUGUUUUUAUUCAGAAAAUGGAUCAAGUAAUACUAUUUAAUCCAGUAUAACCUCGAUAUUAUUAUUUAUGUCACUUAACCUGAACAUAUCUCAAAGUUCCCUGUCAGAUUUACUUGUAAUUUCUCUAUAUGUAUCCUUCAAAGUACUGCCAACUGCUUAACAAUGUCAAAACUUUCAUCUUUUAGACAAGUGGUGGCCAUAUAACAUUUACAAAAUCAAAGUAAAAGUUCAUCGUAUUUCAGUGUAUCACUGAGUUUUGAAAUAGAUGGUUGGCUUGGAAAUAAUAGCCGGUUGAGUGUUCUCAUGCUAUAAAUAUAAUGUUGACCGAUAUGUAUUCGAAAAAAAAAAUGCCCGUUCCAAGUUGAUGAAUAGCAGGCAACUUUUGGCAGCAACCAGCUUUUAAUGAGAACACUGUUGUAUUUUCUAUGUCAUGUGUAACUUGUACAGGGAAUAUUUGAUAUAAAGCAAAAUGUGACAUUAGCAGAAAGAAAAGUAGGAUAUCAGUAGGUAUGUUACCUUUGAAAAUGUCAGAUUUCUAUUUCAAAAGUAAUUCUACAAAAUACACUUUUCGGUCAUAGCAUACAAACGGAUAUGGAUUGAAAAAUGGUGUAAGGAAAGCCUUGCGUUUAUACAAUUGUGACCUCAAGCUAAAUUAUAUUAAAUGAAAUCUGCAAAGUACAUACUACCCAACUGCAAGUGUGCCUUUAAAUUAGAAAGUAUUAAAUAAUCAUGUAAGGCGAAGUGGGAAAAUUACAUGUAAAACAAUAUGGAGUAAAAGAAAUAUGUAUUUUUACACAAAUAUGAAAUAUAUUGAAUACAAAUUGAUUUUUUUCAAAAUUGAAAUCUACUUGUUUUUGUGUUUUUUAUAAAUAUGUGAAAAGUUAUCUUGAACAUGUACUUUAAUUAUAUCUGAAACCUAUUUGAGGGUAUCCGACAAUUUUUGGAAUUCCACAGUACACCUAGCUAUCUUGUUGUUUUGUAAUUAUAGAGCAAAUACAGUAAACCUAGCUGUUGACUUAUCGGGCCAAUCUUGGUAAUUGUGUGUUGUAUGUAUAACUAAUAUAUUUGUCAAGUCAUUCAUUCUCUAGCUUCCAAGUCUAGUUUUGUAUGUGAUAUAUUUACCUGGUAUAGAAUGUUUAAACCAUUCUGUUCAGUUGAUUCCUUAAUCUGAAGCCUUAAAUUUAACACUGCCAUAUAUAUAACGAUUGAUGAAAUACUGAUCUUCCAGAAAAGAAACUAUUAUGUUUAAUAAUACAGGUAUUAGAUUUAUGCAUAACAUUAAUUCGUCUUCCUUAAUCAUGACAAAAACUUAACUUCAAGAAUACAUAAAAUCGGAUUAUUCGUUGAUGAAGACUUAAGCUUCUAACUGAUUUUCCUGCCCAAUUGAACCGUAAAUAUGAGGACUUUUUAUGUACUUGUCAAAAUAUCUGACAGAAAAUAGGGCAUGGUCUCCUUUACAUUGUCUUUUGUAGCUAAGGCAAGCUAUUGCUACCACUUUCAAUUAUGAGCUCUUUGAAAAAAGGACUUGAUAUCAUUGAUUUCCUCGGUAGAACAUAGGAUCCUUCUUCAAUGGGAUCUGUUGCUUGAAUUUGGGUCACAAAUAUUUUGCUGUAUAGCACUUACUAUUUUUGGUUGAAAUAGUAGAGUGAAAAAUAUGACAUAUUCUAAGUGGUUUAUCAAAAACACAAUUGCAAUAAUGGUGAACAUUUGUAAAAUACAAUUUUGCGGUAAGUUCAGAGAGCUAUAUAUUACAUGUAUAGAAAUGCCAGUCGGAACUCAGUGUUAAGGUACACAACAAUACUGCCCACUAAUUGGCUGAAGUUAACUCAAUAUUAAGGUACACAACAAUAGUGCCCGCUAAUUGGCUGAAGUUAACUCAAUGUUAAGGUACACAGCAAUACUGCCCACUAAUUGGCUGAAGUUAACUCAAUGUUAAGGUACACAACAAUACUGCCCACUAAUUGGCUGAAGUUACCUCAAUGUUAAGGUACACAACAAUACUGACCACUAAUUGGCUGAAGUUAACUCAAUGUUAAGGGACACAACAAUACCGCCCACUAAUUGGCUGAAGUUAACUCAAUAUUAAGGUACACAACAAUAGUGCCCGCCAAUUG